AUGCCAGAGCCGGUCCAAAAAACAGUCUCAGCAUUUGCCAAGAAACCAAAGACUCAGGUGGCAGAGGAAGGGGCAACAGUGGUUUUUGAGACAGAGACAGAGAAGCCUGAUGCGAAGGUGAGAUGGCAGUGCAACACAAAGGACCUUGUCUCGGACGACAAGUAUGUGAUCAAGGCAGAUGGAAACAAGCACUCACUUACCAUCCAAGAAGUCACCAAGGAGGACGGCACUGCCUAUGCAGUGAUUGCCGGAGGGUCAAAAGUCAAGUUUGACCUAAAGGUGAAGGAGAAAGAAGUCAUGGAGGAAGUCAAAUUGGAAUUGAAGGAGAAAAGAAACAUUCAGUUCUAUGAGUCUCUCAUUGUUAACUCUUUGUUACCAGAGGAAGCCCAGGGUGGAGCAGGGGACCCAGCAGCUUCAGAUCCAGCUGCUACAUACACUGAAGCUCCAGUGAAGGCCCCAACCCCAGCAGAGACCCCUGCAGCAGCGGACACUACACCAGCAGCACCUCAGCCAGGUGCCAAUAUACAGGCACAUGACACUCCAGGAUUUGAUGAAAGUCAAGCCCCUGACACGAAGACAGACCUCACUGGCCUGUUUACAGAGAAACCCCAGAGUGGGGAGGUCACUGUGGGUGAGAACAUACAUUUUGUGGCUAAAGUGAAUGCUGCUUCACUGCUGAAGAAGCCCACCAUCAAGUGGUUUAAGGGGAAGUGGAUGGACCUGGCUAGCAAGUCUGGAAAGAACCUGCAGCUCAAGGAGCUUUAUGAUCGUAACUCUAAGGUCUACACCUUUGAGAUGCAGAUCAUUGCAGCCAAGCCCAGCUUCGCUGGAGCUUACAGGUGUGAGGUGUCAUCCCGGGACAAGUUCGACAGCUGCAACUUUGACAUAACUGUGCAUGAGGCCCGGGCUGUGGAGGGGUUUGACAUCAGGGCAGCUUUCAGGCGCACCAGUAUGGAUGGAAGCGAGGAAGCAGGAGAGUUGGACUUCAGUGCCUUGUUGAAGAAAAGAGACAGUUGUUUUAAAGGUUCACCAGGUCAUCGUGCCUCUAAGUCCCAGGUCAAAAGUGAGCCUGAUGAGGAUGUAUGGGAAAUCCUCCAGAAGGCUCCAGCCAGUGAGUAUGAGAAGAUUGCCUUCCAGUAUGGCAUCACAGACCUGCGUGGGAUGUUGAAGAGGCUGAAGAAGAUGAAGAAGGAGGAAAAGAAGAGUGAAGUUUUCCUAAAGAAGCUGGACCCUGCCUACCAGGUAGAAAAAGGGCAUAAAAUGAAACUAUGCAUUGAUGUGGCCAAUGAAGACGUAGAUGUAAAAUGGUUGAAGAAUGGGCAAGAGAUUCAAUCAACUGGAAGCAAGUACAUCUUUGAGAGUGUUGGCAACAAGCGAUACCUCACCAUCAACCACUGCUCACUGUCAGACGAUGCCACAUACACUUGUGUGGUCGGAGAUGAGAAGUGCACCACAGAGCUCUUUGUCAAAGAGCCUCCUGUCACUAUUACAAGUAAUCUGGAGGACCAGAUGGUCAUGAAGGGUGAGCGGGUGGAGUUAGAGUGUGAGGUGUCAGAAGAAGGGGCUACUGUCAAAUGGGAGAAAGAUGGUGUGGAGCUGACAAGGGAUGAGUCCUUCAAGUACCGCUUCAAGAAAGAUGGCCGCAAGCACGUCCUCAUCAUUAAUGAGGCAACUAAGGAGGACUGUGGCCACUACACAGUCAAAACCAAUGGCGGUGAAUCUAUGGCUGAACUCAUGGUGUCGGAGAAGGAACUGGAGGUGUACCAAAACAUUGCUGACCUCACGGUGAAGGCAAAGGACGAGGCUGUGUUUAAGUGUGAGGUCUCAGAUGAGACUGUGAAGGGUAUCUGGUACAAGAAUGGAGUGGAAGUGAAGGCCGAUGCCAGGACCCAUAUUACACACAUUGGCAGGAUCCACAAGCUCACUAUUGAUGAUGUCAAACCUGAGGACCAGGGUGACUACACCUUUGUUCCAGAGGGAUACGCAUUCAACCUCUCAGCCAAACUCAACUUCCUGGAGGUCAAGAUCGAUUAUGUGCCUCGCCAAGAUCCUCCAAAGAUCCACCUUGACUGCAUGGGUCACACGGCCGACUCCACCAUAAUGGUGGUGGCUGGGAACAAGCUGCGACUGGACGUGCCCAUCACUGGAGACCCAGCGCCUACAGUGGUCUGGACAAAGGGAGAAAAGGUGAUGACAGAGGGAGAUGGAAGGCUCCACGUGGAGAGCACCAAGGGACACUGUAUCUUCACUAUUGAGGGAGCGGAUAAACAGGACGAGGGCCUCUACUCUGUGAUUGUGCGGAACCCUGCUGGGGAGGACAAAGCUGACAUUAACGUCAAAGUUGUUGAUGCGCCAGACCCUCCCUCGGCCCCAAGGAUCCUCAGUGUUGGAGAGGACUCCUGCGUUGUCCAGUGGGACCCCCCUAAGUCAGAUGGUGGCAACCCGAUCAUUGGCUAUGUGAUGGAGAGGAAGAAGAAGAAGAGCUACAGGUGGAUGAGGCUGAACUUUGACCCCUACACUGAUACUACCUAUGAGGCCAAGAGGAUGAUAGAGGGUGUGGAAUAUGAGAUGCGUGUCUAUGCAGUGAACGCCAUUGGCAUGUCAUGUCACAGCGCGGCCUCACAACCUUUCAUCCCAGUGGCCCCAACCAGUGAGCCCGUCGGCCUGUGCGUGGAUGACAUCAGUGACACUACCAUCUCACUGAAGUGGAGAACCCCGGAGCAUCUGGGUUCGUCUGAGCUGGAUGGCUAUGGGGUCGAGUACUGCAAGGAGGGCUCUGAUGAAUGGGUGCCAGCUUUCGAGGGUCUGACAGAGAGGACAUCUGUGAUCAUCCGGGACCUGCCGACCGGGGAGAAGAUGCAGUUCCGUGUCAGAGCCUACAACAUGGCAGGGCCCAGUGCACCUACCUCCCUAGCACAGGCCGUCACUAUCCACGAGAUCAUGCAGAAACCCAAAAUCUGGAUUCCUAGAAAUCUCCGUCAGACCCUCAUCAAGAAAGUGGAGGAGACAAUCAACCUUGUGAUCCCUUUCCAGGGCAAGCCUAGGCCUGUGAUCACCUGGAGUAAAGAUGGGGAGCCUCUGAACCCGAAGCAGGUCAGCGUCCGGAACAGCGACACCGAUACAAUCCUAUUCAUCCGCAAGUCAGAGAGGAAGGACUCUGGGAAGUACGAAGUCAAGCUGCAGAUUGAGAAUGUUGAGGACACAGCCAGCAUCUCAAUUCAAAUAGUCGAUUUGCCUGGGUCUCCAGAGAAACUGAAGAUCAUGGAUGUUUGGGGCUUUAACGUGGCUCUGGAGUGGAAGCCACCCAAAGACAAUGGAAAUUGUGAAAUAACCGGCUACAUGGUUCAGAAGGCUGACAAGAAGACCAUGGAAUGGUACACUGUCUAUGAGCUAUAUAGGCGAACUAACUGUGUGGUGGCUGAUCUCAUCAUGGGGAAUGAAUACAUCUUCCGUAUCUACGCUGUGAACAUGGUAGGCCUCAGCCUAGAGCCCUGCUUCUCAGCAGACAGUGCCUACAUCCAGAAAACAGGUUUCGAAUACAAGCCUCCAACCUACAAGGAGCAUGACUUUUCUGAGGCGCCUAAGUUCACACACCCUCUAGUGAGCCGUUCAGUCAUAGCAGGCUACAACGCCACCCUCAGCUGCUCUGUCAGAGGCAUCCCCAAGCCCAAAGUGACAUGGUACAAAAACAAGAUGGACAUCUCCAACGAGGCCAAGUACCGUAUGUUCAGUAAGCAGGGCGUACUCACCCUGGAGAUCCGCAAGCCCUGCUCAUUUGAUGGGGGAGUGUACAUGUGCAAAGCAGUCAACGCCAGUGGAGAAGAUGUAGUGGAGUGCAAGCUAGAGAUUCGCCCUCAAAUCACCAAAGAGGAGAAGGAUAAGCAGAUGAACAAGGCCGAUUAGGUGUAAAGAAGCCGGUUGAAGAUAGGGUGGAUGUCCCGUCUCAUCCUACACGGACCUCCACUGGGACCCUGGCCAGACUACAGCUCAAUGUGAAGAGACCAGAGAUAAUCCAUUAGCUUUCAUUUCCCUGUGUCCCACUACCACCCUGUUAUGUGCACAUGUCAAUCUUCCCCGUUCCCUGUUGUGAAAUCAUCUUACAUAGGUCAUCCAAUACAUUACAUUCAUCCACAUUGGGUUAUUGUACCUUUAUUUAUUUCAUGGAAUAAUUUGAGGAGUAGCAAAGGAUUGCAUUGUUUGAUUCACUCUUGCAUCCUUUGUAGAAUAAGAUUAUUGAGUAUUAGUGGCAAAGAUCAUUUGUUUUAUGUAUGAAAAAUAAAUGCAAAGCUUUGUCAA
Messenger RNA from Salvelinus namaycush (lake trout), 4296 nucleotides. RefSeq names its product myosin-binding protein C, cardiac-type-like. The coding region runs from base 1 to 3903 and encodes 1300 amino acids. The record is from RefSeq and is a predicted model, not a curated record. Gene Ontology annotation, molecular function: protein binding. The transcript has 32 exons. NCBI's taxonomy places the organism in Eukaryota, Metazoa, Chordata, Actinopteri, Salmoniformes, Salmonidae.